Molecule: messenger RNA, 1704 nt
Organism: Lachancea dasiensis
Lineage: Eukaryota; Fungi; Ascomycota; Saccharomycetes; Saccharomycetales; Saccharomycetaceae
Source: the annotation of a GenBank genome assembly
AUGACCUUUCAAAACUCUCAAGAGUCUUUCGACUCUACGGCUGAGCAGAAUGUAACUAGAAGCAUACAAAGGACAAAAUGCAUAGAUGCACAAAUUGGUUCUGAAGAUGAGCAAAUAUGCCCACCCAUCAUUCGUAAUAACUUAGAGAAUGGCAAAUUUCCAAUGACGUCGCCAGGUGUCAAACAAUCUGAUGAUCCAUCGAACCUCACAAGGGACGCAACUCUCGAUGAGGUCAAAACUCCACCGUUCGCCACAAACAGCAGAGCGUGUGAUAAAGAAGAGGAUGAGCCUCCUUACACCGCAUUUUCCCAUCGUCAAGUUAUACUAAUGUUUGUUAUCAUCGUUUAUAUUGGAUUUUUAGGCCCCCUCGCUGGAAAUAUCUAUAUUCCAGCUUUGCCCAUAUUGCAAAACGUGUUUGGAUUGUCGGCCACUGCCAUAAAUGCAACGGUGUCGGUAUUUAUGGCCGUCUUUGCAGUAGGGCCCUUAUUCUGGGCAAGUUUCGCGGACUUUGGUGGUCGAAAAUUACUUUACAUGAUCUCUUUACUGUUGACUGUGGUGGUCAAUAUCCUCCUGGCAUCGGUACCCGUUAAUGUUGGCGCAUUGUUUUUCUUGCGCACCAUGCAAGCCUUCGCAUCUAGUUCUGUCAUGGCUCUGGGGGCAGGCACUGUUAGUGACAUCAAUCCACCCAAAGGGAGAGGAAAAGCGAUCGCUUACUUCAUGCUGGGACCUAAUAUGGGUCCAAUCCUAGCACCCAUUAUCGCUGGUCUAAUCUUGAUGCAUGGUUCUCAGUGGAGAUGGUUAUUCGGCCUUACGUGUAUCUUGUCCGGAGUUGGUCUGAUUGCCGUGAUAGUUUUUUUACCGGAGACUCUACGUUGUAUCGUUGGGAAUGGCGAUUCUAGGUGGAGCCAGGAUAACGGGGAGACAUCGAAAACGCUGAUAAAAGGGUUCACAAAGGCCGGUUUUAGAAUCUGCAGCGACAUAGGUUUCUUGAAGCCUGUGAGUCCAUCGCCAAAAUUUCAGCAGUUGUAUCCAAGGCCACCGAAGCCGAGCUUGACUGUUUAUUGGGACCUCAUAUUAUUCCCUCCUGUUUUUCUAUGCUCAAUCACCACCGCUAUAUUGUUUGCGACAUAUUAUGCAUUCAGCGUGACACUUUCGCAUUUCCUGCGUGAGAUGUAUCAUUUGACUAAUUUGCAAAUUGGCGCAUGCUAUGUGUGCCCUGGUGUGGCUCUCCUCUUAGGUUCGGUAACCGGUGGCCACCUGUCCGAUUUCUUUCGCUCAGAAUGGAUACGCCGACACCCGGGACAAAAGUUCCCUAACGAGAAGCGACUACUACUACAGCUCUGGGGGUUACUUCUCAACAUCUGCGGGUGUAUCGGCUACGGCUGGAGCAUAUACUUCAAACACCAUUUGGCAGUCGUCCUAGUGUUCUCAUUUUUCACCGCUUUUGGGAUGACCUGGUUUUCUAACACUAGUAUGACUUAUCUGACUGAAUGUAUUCCAAAAAGAGCUGCAGGCACUGUAGCAGUGAGCAGCUUUUUCAGAAACUUGGCCGCUGGAAUAAGUUCUGUGGUAAUUAUGAAACUUUGUGACAAAAUGGGUGCAGGGUGGUGCUUUACAGGGUUGGCAUUUUGUGACCUUGCCUCGACGGCAGGGAUCGUCUACCUAAUCUCCAAUAGAUCGAAAUGGAGGCCAGAUGCGCAUUAG